AUGGACAGCGCGACGUGGACCACGGCGGCCGGCCGGACCGCGGUCGACGUCUUCGACCUGGCCGCGCCGCCGGCGCAACGAACGCGGCUCCGGGGUCUGGACGAGCUGGACGGCUGGUGGACGUUCGGCUCGAUGCCGCAAAACAUGCAUUUGGCGGCGUACGGCGAGGCGCGCGCCCGCUCGCCGUUCAACAACGGCCGGGCCGGGCGCCGACCGCCUCCGCCGCGGGCCGCGGACGUGCGGGCACGCGACGACGGCCGCGUCAAACCGCGGGCCGCCCGCGAUCCGGACGCGUGCUGCGGGCCCGUCGAACCGGCGCCCGUCGCCGGACUCGACAACGCCACCGUCGCGCUGCGGGCCGCCGACGCGUCGCCCGCGCCGUCCUCGACCGCCACGGCGGCCAGACAAUCGCGGUGGAAGAGGUUUCAAGUAACGGUCACGAGGUGUUUACUAGCGCCCUGCCGCAGCUGA
Messenger RNA from Cinara cedri, 471 nucleotides. The record is from the annotation of a GenBank genome assembly. Lineage: Eukaryota; Metazoa; Arthropoda; Insecta; Hemiptera; Aphididae.